ACGGAACCAAAGCGCUGCUGCUCCGGUUCCGUGGAGGAUCGCGAGGCGAGGGGCCGGAAGUGCGCAGUGCUGGGCGGCCGGAAGUGCCGGCGCUGAGGGUCGGCCAUGGGCCGCAGCCGCUCCCGCUCGCCGCCGCGGCGCGAGCGCAGGCGUUCACGGUCCACCUCACGGGAGAGGGAGAGGAGGCGAAGAGAGCGAUCCCGGUCCCGGGACAGGGACAGGAGGAGGAGUCGUUCUCGUUCCCCCCACAGGAGACGAUCCAGGUCGCCGAGACGGCACCGAUCCAGCUCCUCCUCCCCACCACGGCUGAAGGAAAGGCGAGAUGAAGAGAAGAAGGAGAUAAAAGAUUCCAAAGGCAAAGAACGUCAGAUCACAGAGGAAGAUUUGCAGGGCAAGACAGAAGAGGAAAUUGAGAUGAUGAAGAUGAUGGGCUUUGCCUCUUUUGACACGACGAAAGGGAAGAAGGUGGAUGGCGCCGCAAAUGCCUAUGCCAUCAAUGUCUCCCAGAAGAGGAAGUACAGGCAAUACAUGAACAGAAAAGGAGGAUUCAACAGACCCCUGGAUUUCAUCGCUUGACGCUGGGCUUGCUCAGGGCGGGAGAAACCACCCGCCGACAAAGACUUCGCUUUGUCGGAGACCGGAUUUCAAGAGGAAUUCGGGUUAUUCCCAGCAAGUCCUGCCGCGUGCGCCUGGCCCCGCAGCGGGUACAUGUUACUGUUUCCCGGAGUCUUUGGUUAUUAUUGUUUUUUUGUUUUUGUUUUUUUUUUUUUUUCUCAGUAUCCCUCGUGGUUUGUUCCUCGCUGGGAUUUCGUGGCGUUUUUCCUGUCAUGGUUUUUUGACACGGUGUUUGUUCCCCGUUAACAAUAAAACCCCAUAUUUAUUUUUC
This is a messenger RNA of Chroicocephalus ridibundus (black-headed gull), 886 nucleotides long. It is a transcript of the gene SNRNP27, whose product is annotated as small nuclear ribonucleoprotein U4/U6.U5 subunit 27. Gene Ontology annotation, biological process: RNA splicing. NCBI's taxonomy places the organism in Eukaryota, Metazoa, Chordata, Aves, Charadriiformes, Laridae. The transcript is spliced from 6 exons. The record is from RefSeq and is a predicted model, not a curated record. Gene Ontology annotation, cellular component: precatalytic spliceosome. Bases 106 to 576 code for a protein of 156 amino acids.